Teleopsis dalmanni is the source of this 4350-nucleotide messenger RNA. RefSeq names its product xanthine dehydrogenase-like. Gene Ontology annotation, molecular function: 2 iron, 2 sulfur cluster binding; xanthine dehydrogenase activity; iron ion binding. Bases 70 to 4101 code for a protein of 1343 amino acids. The transcript has 6 exons. NCBI's taxonomy places the organism in Eukaryota, Metazoa, Arthropoda, Insecta, Diptera, Diopsidae. The record is from RefSeq and is a predicted model, not a curated record.
AUUUUUGGAUAAUUUGAGUACUGUAAUAUUGAAAAUUUACAAAGUGUGUUUGCAAUACUAAUAGAAAAUAUGCCAACAACAGCCUUGGUAUUUUUUGUUAACGGAAAAAAGGUUACGGAGAAUAAUCCAGAUCCUGAAUGUACACUUCUUACUUAUCUACGUGAUAAACUGUUUUUAUGUGGUACGAAAUUAGGUUGCGGAGAAGGAGGAUGUGGUGCAUGUACCGUUAUGAUAUCACGCAUUGAUCGAAACACAAAUGAGAUUCGACAUUUGGCAGUCAAUGCCUGUCUUACGCCAGUAUGCGCAAUGCACGGUUAUGCCGUAACUACUGUUGAAGGUAUCGGUAGUACGAGAACACGUCUUCAUCCUGUACAGGAACGAAUAGCUAAAGCGCAUGGCAGCCAAUGUGGUUUCUGUACACCAGGUAUUGUCAUGUCAAUGUACGCAUUACUUCGCAGUUCACCACAGCCUACAAUGAAGGAUUUGGAAAUUGCAUUUCAAGGUAAUCUUUGUCGUUGUACCGGUUAUCGUCCAAUUUUGGAAGGCUACAAAACAUUUACUAAAGAAUUUUCAUGUGCAAUGGGUGAUAAAUGCUGUAAAAUGAAUGGGAACGGAGAUGGAAAUGGAAAUAGUUGUAAUGGCAACAGUAGCAAUAAUGUUGAUGAUAAGCUUUUUGAAAAAAGUAAAUUUCUACCUUUUGAUCCCAGCCAGGAACCUAUUUUUCCACCCGAAUUGCAGCUUAACACUGAAUUUGAUUCAAAUAGUAUAGUUUUUAAAAGCCCUCGUGUGAGUUGGUAUCGUCCAGUUGAGUUGGAAGAACUACUUCAAAUCAAAGCACAAAAUCCAAAUGCGAAAUUGGUAGUUGGCAAUACUGAAGUGGGAGUCGAAGUGAAAUUCAAACAUUUACUUUACCCAGUACUGAUUAAUCCAUCUAAAGUGAAGCAAUUAAAUGAAAUAAAAGAACAGGAAGACAGCAUUUAUUUUGGUGCUUCUGUUAGCUUAAUGGAUAUUCAAAACUAUUUACAAGAUCUUAUCACUAAACUUCCGGAAUAUCAAACUCGAUUUUUCAAAUGUGCUGUGGAGAUGUUGCACUAUUUUGCUGGUAAGCAGAUACGGAAUGUUGCAUCAUUAGGUGGUAACAUUAUGACUGGAAGUCCGAUAUCUGACAUGAAUCCGAUUUUAACAGCUGGUACUGUUAAAAUGCUUGUAGCAGGUAUGGUGGAUGGUCAAUUAAAAACCCGAUAUGUGCACAUGGGAUCUGGAUUUUUUACUGGUUAUCGUAAAAAUAUUAUUGCACCACAUGAAGUUUUGAUUGGAAUUUAUUUUCCGAAAACUUUACCAAAUCAAUAUGUAAUCGCCUUUAAGCAGGCACGCCGAAGGGAUGAUGAUAUUGCUAUUGUCAAUUCCGCCAUAAAUGUCUUUUUUAAACCCAACACAAAUAUUGUGGAUCAGAUUUUUAUGGCAUUCGGUGGAAUGGCUCCAACAACCAUUUUAGCACCACGAACAUCUGAAAUGAUGGUCAAACAAAAUUGGGAUCACGUGCUUGUAGAACGCGUCACGGAAAGUUUGUGUGCAGAGUUACCAUUAGAACCUUCAGCUCCAGGAGGUAUGAUUGCUUACAGGCGAUCUCUAGUAGUCAGUUUGUUUUACAAAUCAUAUUUGGUCAUAAGUCAAAAACUAGUAAGUGCCGGCAUUAUACCAUAUAACAGUAUAUCUGAUGAGGAAUGCAGUGGUGCAGAAUCUUUCCACACACCUAUAUUAAAAAGUGCACAGUUAUUUGAACGUGUCAGCUCCGAACAGUCUAUAUGUGAUCCAAUCGGUCGACCCAAAGUGCAUGCUGCUGCAAUGAAGCAAGCAACUGGUGAAGCCAUGUAUUGCGAUGAUAUUCCACGUAUGGAGAAUGAGUUGUAUUUGGCACUUGUACUUAGUACGAAAGCGCAUGCAAAGAUUCUUUCCAUUGAUGCAACAGAAGCAUUGGCAAUGGAUGGAGUGCAUGCAUUUUACUCUAGUAACGAUAUUAGUGAUAACGAAAAUGUUGUAGGGCAUGUUAUUCGUGACGAAACUAUAUUUGCUAUCGACAAGGUUUAUACUGGGGGGCAAGUAAUAGGUGCAAUUGUUGCAGAUAAUCAAAAACUUGCUCGGGAAGCUGCUAAGCUUGUACAAAUAGACUAUGAAGAUAUAUUACCCAGAAUUAUCACUAUUGAACAAGCAAUUGAGCAUGAAUCAUAUUUUCCUAAUUAUCCACAAAUUUUGGAGAAAGGCGAUGUUGAUCAAGCUUUUAAGAAUUGUGCGCAUAUUUAUGAAGGCACCUGUCGUGUUGGAGCACAGGAACAUUUUUACUUAGAGACACAUGCUGCAAUAGCAGUUACUAGAGAUACUGAUGAAAUUGAGAUAUUUUCCUCAACACAACAUCCUUCCGGAAUACAAAAAUUAAUUUCUCAAGUUUUGUCAGUACCAGCACAUAGAGUUGUGUGCCGUGUAAAGCGUUUAGGAGGUGGAUUUGGUGGUAAGGAAUCACGCUGUGUAUCGGUAGCAGUACCCGUCGCAUUAGCUUGCUAUAGAUUACGAAGACCCGUGCGCUGUAUGCUUAAUAGAGAUGAGGAUAUGAUGAUUACAGGCACACGUCAUCCGUUCUUAUUCAAAUAUAAAAUUGGUUUUACAAAUGAGGGCCUUAUUACAGCAUGUUAUAUUGAAUGCUAUGCAAAUGCUGGAUGGAGCAUGGAUGUAUCAUUUGGAGUGCUUGAACGUGCUAUGGAUCAUUUUGAGAACUGUUAUCGUAUACCUAAUAUAAAAGUAGUCGGAUGGUUAUGUAAAACUAAUACACCUUCAAAUACAGCAUUUCGUGGAUUUGGAGCCCCUCAGGGGAUGUUCGCUGGUGAACAUAUGAUUCGUGAUGUGGCACGAAUUUUGGGAAAGGACUAUGUAGAUAUAAUGAAAUUAAACUUCUAUGAAACUGGUGAUAUCACGCACUAUAACCAAAAAUUGGACACGCUGCAAAUUAAUAGAUGUUUUGACGAAUGUUUAGAGCAAUCCAAUUUUUAUGAAAAACGAAAAAAGAUACAAGAAUUUAACAAAAGUAAUCGCUGGAGAAAGCGUGGUAUUAGUAUUGUUCCCACAAAGUAUGGAAUAUCAUUUGGUAUACCACAUAUAAAUCAGGCUGGAUGUUUAAUAAAUAUAUAUGCAGAUGGAUCAGUCUUAUUGGCACAUGGUGGUGUAGAAAUUGGACAAGGAUUACAUACAAAAAUGAUACAAUGUACUGCAAAAGCUUUAGGUAUACCGGCAGAUUUUAUUCACAUAUCCGAAUUCGCAACAGAUAAGGUUCCCAAUGCAACACCUACCGCAGCUAGCGUAAGUUCUGAUUUAAAUGGUAUGGCCAUUAUUGAUGCUUGUGAUAAAUUAAAUACAAGACUUAAAACUAUUAAGGAAGCGCUACCCACAGCCACUUGGAAAGAAUGGAUAAAUAAAGCAUAUUUUGAUCGUAUAAGUCUUUCAGCAACAGGGUUUUAUAGUACGCCAGACAUACACUAUGAUCCUGUGCGUCAACCAAAUGCACGCAAAUAUAAUUAUUUCACAAACGGUGUGGGUGUAACUGUAGUAGAAAUAGAUUGUCUAACUGGGGAUCAUCAGGUUUGGAGCACUGAUAUUGUUAUGGACCUUGGCUCCAGCAUUAAUCCCGCUAUUGAUAUUGGACAAAUAGAAGGGGCUUAUAUGCAGGGAUAUGGUUUAUUUACUUUAGAAGAGCUAAUAUAUUCACCACAAGGUAUAUUAUUAUCAAGAGGUCCAAGCACAUAUAAAAUUGCAGGUUUUGGUAAUAUACCAGCUGAGUUUAAUGUGAGUCUGCUUACUGGUGCACCGAAUCCAAGAGCUGUGUACUCAUCGAAGGCUGUGGGUGAACCGCCGUUAUUUAUAGGUGCUGCAGCUUACUUUGCUAUUAAGAAUGCUAUUUCUCAUGCACGUACAGAACGAGGUCUGAGCACAGACUUCACACUUAACGCCCCCGCAACAGCAGCAAAAAUUAGGAUGGCUUGCGAAGACAAUUUUACAAAAUUGAUUGAUGAACCCUUACCUGGUACAUAUACACCAUGGAAUGUUGAAUUAUAAAGAUCUACAUAUGGAUUAGGAUUUAUUUAGAAAUAAGACAAGAUUUUAAUGCUGUUUUGUUAUUAUUUAUGUCACUGUCAUGUGAAAGUGGGAGUACUUGUUGAGUUUAUAUUAUCGGUAAAAGUGUUAACAUAUAUGAAUAAAGAUAAGGUGUUGGCUUGUUUAGUAAAAUUUUGAAGACUACUUUCUUAUUAGAAUUGUAGAUUAAAUUAAAAGCUUAGAUAGAUUUUCUUAUUUCAUUAGUUAAAG